GCGAAGUCUGCCAACUGGGACUUCUGAGCCGGGGGAAGGCCCGGGCGUUCCUUCCCUGCGCCCCCAACUCUGGGUCGCGCGCUCCGCUACAGUGCUGGGGCCAUGGGUGCUGUGUGCCGCCGACCUCUCGUCCUUCCGGAGCCCCCUCUGGGGCUGGGACUGUUGCUACUGCUCCAGUACGGGCUGGCUCCGUGUCGCGCUUCCCCGCGGCUCUUGGACCAUCCGGCUCCCAUUUGCUCCCAGCAGGGGCUAAACUGCACAGUCAAAAAUAGUACCUGCCUGGAUGACAGCUGGAUCCAGCCUCAAAAAUUGACCCCCUCAUCCCCAAAAGAUGUCCAGGUCCAGCUGCACUUUGCCCACACCCAGCAUGGAGAUUCCGUCCCCGUGGUUCAUAUUGAAUGGACACUGCAGACGGAUGCCAGCAUCCUCUACCUGGAGGGUGCAGAGCUAUCUGUCCUGCAGCUGAACACCAAUGAGCGUUUGUGUGUCAAGUUUGAGUUUCUCUCUAAACUGCAGCAUCAUCAUAAGCGGUGGCGUUUUACCUUUAGCCACUUUGUGGUAGAACCUGGCCAGGAAUAUGAAGUGACCGUUCACCACCUACCCAAGCCCAUCCCUGAUGGGGACCCAAACCACCAGUCCAGAAACUUUCCUGUGCCAGACUGUGAGGACCCCAAGAUGAAGAUGACCAGGCCCUGUGUGAGUUCAGGCAGCCUGUGGGAUCCUAACAUCACCGUGGAGACCCUGGAAGCCUACCGGCUGCGGGUGAGCUUCACUCUGUGGGAUGAAUCUACCCAUUACCAGAUCCUGCUGAACAGUUUCCCACGCACAGAGAAUCAGAGAUGUUUCAAACACAUACUGGAUAUACCUGCGCCCACACGAGAGGACUUCCGCCAGCGAUCCAAUGUCACGCUCACCCUACCAAACUUUAAUUGGUGCUGCCACCACCAAGUGCAGAUCCAGCCCUUCUUUAGCAGCUGUCUGAAUGACUGCCGUAGACACUCCGUGAAUGUUUCCUGUCCAGAAAUUCCAGCAGACCUGAUUGCAGAGUACAUACCCCUGUGGGUGUAUGGUUUCAUCACGGGCAUCUCCAUCCUGAUGGUGGGCUGCAUCAUCCUGCUGAUCCUCUGCAUGACCUGGAGGCUAUCUGGGUCUCAUCAUGAAAACUAUGGCAAUGACAACAGAGACACAGAUGUCCUGCCCACCACUGGCCUGAUGCCCCCUCCCCUGAAGCCCAGAAAGGUUUGGAUUGUCUACUCCGCUGACCACCCUCUCUUUGUGGAUGUGGUCCUAAAGUUCGCUCAGUUCCUGCUUACUGUCUGUGCUAUUGAAGUGACCCUCGACCUGCUGGAGGAGCAGAUCAUCUCAGAGAUGGGGGUCAUGAGCUGGGUGGGCCGGCAGAAGCAGGAGAUGGUAGAGAGCAAUUCCAAGAUCAUCAUCCUGUGUUCCCGAGGUACCCGGGCCAAGUGGCAGGCCAUACUUGGCUGGGAGGAGCCUGCUGUCCAGCUUCGAUGUGACCACCAGAAGCUUGCUGGGGACCUUUUCACAGCAGCCAUGAACAUGAUCCUGCCAGAUUUCAAGAAGCCAGCCUGCUUUGGCACCUACAUCAUAUGCUACUUUAGUGACAUCAGCAGUGAGAGUGAUAUCCCAGACCUCUUCAACAUCACUUCUAGGUACCCACUCAUGGACAGAUUUGAGGAGGUUUACUUCCGGAUUCAGGACCUGGAGAUGUAUGAACCUGGCCGGAUGCACCGUGUUGGGGAGCUCACAGGGGAGAAUUACCUGCAGAAUCCCAGUGGCUGGCAGCUCAAGGAAGCUGUGGAGAGGUUCAGAGAGUGGCAGGCUCAGUGCCCUGAUUGGUUUGAGCGUGAGAACCUCUGCUCAGCAGAUGACCAGGAUACCCCGUCCCUGAAUGAAGAGGUGUCUGCAGAGUGGCUACUGCCACCUGGAAGAGGGAUUGUGAAGCAGGAGCCCCUGGUGCAGGAGCCUGCUGCUGAGGGCCACCUGGUGGUGGCACUGCUCAUCACUGAGGAAGGCAGAGAAGUGGCCAGGCUACAACCUAAGCUUCAGCCCCAGGGGCAGCUGGUGGCCCAAACCCUUCACACCAUGGUGCUCCCCCUGAAGGCUGUCCCUCCCACUCAAGAUGUGGUACCUGCCCCUCCUGCUAUUAGGAGCAGCACAGCCAGUCAGUUGGCCAUUGUGGAAGGAGAUGAGGCCUGCCCACUGCUGGAAUGCUGUGACCCUCAGCAGAACAGUGUCCUCUUCCUCCCCAUGGACUCAGAGGACCCACCUCUCUGUAGCACCCCUAUGGCAUCACCAGACCACCUCUCAGAGGAUGAAAGGGGGCAGCUUGAAGGCUUGAUGCUCUCACUCUCCCAGGAAAGUCUGAGCUACCAGACCCCUGAGGGAUGGGAGAGACCUGUGGUGGUCUUCAAAGACCGAUACAUACCCUAUGGAGAGGGGCAGUGGGAGUCAGUGCAGUCUGACCAGGGCUACAUCUCCAGGAGCUCCCCACAACCCCCUGAUGGACUGGUGGAAAUGGAGGAAGAGGAAACAAAGCAGAACCUGGGAAAGUCUGCCAAGCAACUCUCUCAUGAGGCCCUGAAGAGCCUGAGAAGCCUCCAGCGACAGCUUUUCUUCCAAGAGCUUCAGAAUAACUCUGGCUGGGACAAUAUGAAACCAGAGAGGCCAGUUACAUAGUGCCUCCUAGACAAGAGCAUUGAGAGAAGGGAGUGUACAUGUGUGUCUCUAUAUGUAUAUACUAGAGGCCUAAGUGCACAAAAUUCAUGCACUUGGUGGGGGUGUCGUUCAGCCCAGCCUGCACCCUCUCCAAUCUGGGAUGCCUCUCACAAUCCGGGACUGCUGGCUCCCAACCGCUUGCCUGCCUGCCUGCCUGAUUGCCCCUAACCGCUUCUGCCUGCCAGCCUGAUCACUCCCUAACCACUGCCCUGCCAGCCUGAUCAAUGCCUAACUGCUCCCCUGCUGACCCAGUCACCCCCAACUGCCCUUCCCUGCCGGCCCAGUCACCCCUAACUGCCCUCCCCUGCCAGCCUGGUCACCCCUAACUGCCUUUCCCUGCAGACCUGGUCCCCCCCAACUGCCCUCCCCUGCCAACCUGGUUGCCCCCAACUGCCCUCCUCUGCAGGCCUGGUCAUUCCCAAUUGCCCUCCCCUGUAGGCCUGGUCCCUCCCCCAACUGCCCUCCCCUGCAGGCCUGGUCCCCCCAGCUGCCCUCCCCUGUAGGCCAUCUCGUGGCAGCCUUCUUGUGACCACAUGGCUGCGGCCAUCUUAUGCGAGGGUGUGAUGGUCAAUUUGCAUAUUGCCUCUUUAUUAUAUAGGAUAUUCAUAUGUGAAAUGAUACCUUUAAAAUAUAGACAUCUUGAUUUUUAUCUUCCUUAAUUUUUUUUACUGGGACCCUAGAGCCCCCAAAUCUCACACUAGUCACCGUAGUGCUGGAAAUUCUGUCAAUCAGAGUGUGGUGUUUGUUGUCAGCCAAAUGCCAAGAGCUUCAAGAAUUUGUAUAAAGCAAGCCAGGCCUUUCUUUUUGUAUUAUUUUGAACCAUAGCUAAAUAAAAUCCUGCUUUGCCCAGAAGAGCCCCUCCAAGAACAGAUGUCCUCCAACCUAUGACUCUCCCACCUCUCUGGCUCUGCUCCUAAAUAGACUGUAGCAGAGGUGGCUCCAGGUGGGAAGAAGCCAACCUUGUGACCAAAACAUGAAGGGGAGCAGCUGCCUGUGACUGCUGUCCAAUGCAAGCCUCUGAACUUUGGGUGGAUUUCCAUAAGUUUUUUCUGGCAGCUGUCUUGAUCCUAGUGAGGGGGGUGUAUAAUUAGAUGAUGUGCAGUCUGGACAUUGCUUGAUGUAGUGUUGCUUAUACUUUUAUAAACCAGUUUCUCUGCCUAGGAAGGCCCUCAGCCGUGUUUCAGUUUUGAGGGGGUAUGUUCAGUCACUUAAACAUUCAUAUAGUAAUUUGAGCUGGGAUCUCCGAAUGCCAGGGUAUGAUGGCUUUCACUUAUUUCCUGCUGAUCUUUGAGUAUUAAAUAAGGCAUAAGGGAAAAGAAGCUGUACUAUGGGUGAGUUUUAUUCUGUGACCUUUAGGCCCAGCAAUUGGUGUUCUUCCCAAAAAAGUCAGGGGUUGAGCCAGUCUGUUCUGCUCCAGGAUCUUCAAGACAGUAGGGGCCCAAGUAUACCUGAACUCAGAGUAAAAUGCAGAGCUGGCCUUGCAGCCCUGGCCCUGGGCCUCAAGUAAGGUGUAUUGGAGAGUGAGUGUCCUUAAAAGAAGGCCGACAACAGUUAACACAAACAGGCCCCUGGCUCUGCUGCUUGCCAGCCAAAUGACUUAAAUCAAGAUAUCUUCCUUAAGCCUGCCAACUCUUGAUCACCAUUGGCCCCAAUUCAACAGCAACAGGACUCUCUAAUUUGUGGUGUGGUGAAGAAAGAAACUUGAUUCAGUGCAAAACAGCUCAAUUGUGAUACAGGACAGCUAUAGGACAGUUCUGGGGCCAGGCCCUUCUUGGGCCAGAUAGCUCUGCUCUGUGCAGGUCUGCUUUGUGCUGUACUGCUUUGCUUUGCUCCAUUCUGCUUUGGCCUGCUCUCUGCUCCAGCAAGACAUCUUUGGUGUUUAGCUCAGCCAAGGAGACUCAGUCUUGGUGGAGGGAAAGUUACACUUUCAGAACCAGAGAGGAGCUGGCUUAUAUAGAUAGAAGUCCCCACCCCUGACCCCUGAUUCAUCUGUCCUCAUGCAAAUGAGGACUUCAUAUCCUCCCAGUUUGAUUGGUCCAGAAGGCACUGCCCUGAUGGUCAGAAUAGAGCCACUCUGGUUGGUCAGAGCUGUUAGCUCCAAUUGGAUGUGGAAAAACCUGUCUUAUUGGUUAAAAUAGGAUUCCAGGAGCUUUUAUAAGGGCUGAUUCACAUGGCAGAAACCAUGCAAACAGGCAGUUCAGUGCAGGCUUCUCCUUUAAGUAUAGUUUGUGUAAAAGGCCCCUGUGUAGAAAUGGCUGCUAGGCUAUUUUUGUUUUUGUUUUAGCCCAGUUAGCCACUAGGAGACAUUAUUUUAUUUUUUUAUUGUUUAAAUAUUACAAAUAGUAGUACAUAUGUCUCCUUUUUUCGCCCCAAUUGACCUUCCCCCAGGCUCCCCUACCCGCCGGCACAUGCCCUCACCCCACCACCCUAGUGUCUUGUGUCCAUUGGUUAUACUUAUAUGCAUGCAUGCAAGUCCUUCAGGUGAUCUCUUGCCUUCCUCUCUGCCCGCCAGCCUUCCCGCUGUAAUUUGACAGUUUGUUCAAUGCUUCUCUGCCUCUGUAUCUUUUUGUUCACCAGGUUUUAAUGUUCUUAAUUAUCCAUAAAUGAGUGAGAUCAUGUGGUA
Messenger RNA from Eptesicus fuscus (big brown bat), 5359 nucleotides. RefSeq names its product interleukin 17 receptor A (gene IL17RA). The record is from RefSeq and is a predicted model, not a curated record. Gene Ontology annotation, molecular function: interleukin-17 receptor activity. The transcript has 13 exons. The coding region runs from base 103 to 2697 and encodes 864 amino acids. Lineage: Eukaryota; Metazoa; Chordata; Mammalia; Chiroptera; Vespertilionidae.